AUGUGCCAUGUAUUUCAGAAUGAUCAUGAGCAUAAUGAGUUGUAUGCUGAGGAGCCAGCCAAGUUCAUGCAAGCCAUGUCCAAUUGUUUGACUUAUCUUAGGAACAAGUAUAAAAAGCUUUGCAGUCGCUUCUUGCAGACUGGUGUGGGCAUUGACCCCUCUCAACCUAAUGCUGGAAACAAUCUACUUGAGCAAGUGAUCUCACAGUUCCCAUGGUAUGAGGCUCUCAAUGAGAUAUGGAAAAAUAACCCUGCAUAUGCCCCUAAAAUGUUCUUGUCUGCUCCAGGGGCAGAUCACUUAGGUGGCAUGAUCGUGCUCAUGUCAAAGUGCAAGUGUAAAGAAAGGGCUAUCCCUCCUCCUGAACCUGAAGAUGAACUAAUAGAGAUGUAUCCUGCCCCCACAAUUGACCCUUUCCCUGCCAUUUACCCUUCCCCCACUGUUUACCCUUCCCCUGCCAUUAACCCUUCCCCUGCUGUUGACACUUCCCCCACCAUUAACCCUUCUCCCACCAUUCAUCCCUCCCCUGCCAUUCAUUCCUCCUCCACCAUUCAUCCCCCUGUCAUUACCUGCCCUACCAUCAAUGACAACAACGACAUGGGAGAUGAUGCACCAUAUGUUUUCAAGCAGGACUUUAAUAUGAAUGGUCAGGAGUAG
Molecule: messenger RNA, 654 nt
Organism: Suillus subaureus
Lineage: Eukaryota; Fungi; Basidiomycota; Agaricomycetes; Boletales; Suillaceae
Exons: 3
Coding region: 1-654 (217 amino acids)
Source: RefSeq, a predicted model, not a curated record